AUGACGCAAAUUUGGAAAAGUAGGGUUAACGCGUUCAAUCGAAUUUUUGAGAAUGUGCACAAAACGGGAGAAAUUGCUCCUGCUCAUUCUUCACUUUCAACUCCUAACAAUAACAUCAAUAAAAACAACUCUAAUUCCAGUGGCCACGAAGUUACUUCAAAAAAAAGGAGAAAAUACACUCCAAUUAUUGUAGGUUCCAAACAACCUUGGUCCUUCAAAUUAUCUGCAGCUCCUUUGCCUCCCAAAAAAAUUGUUUUUGGGGUAGGUAAAUUGAAAAGCUGCGUCAAAGAAGAGAUCCUUGAACAUCUGGAAACUAUUGGACUGACCGCUGCAGAAUGCGUACCAGUCUUUAAAUUCUCUCCCACUCGUCCUCAACCUUCAACCAGUGAUCCAUCAACAAAAUUCCGCAUAACUAUUUUUAAACAUCAGGAAAUGAUUUUUACCAAUCCUGAAAAUUGGCCUAUCGGCGUGGAAAUUCACCCCUGGUUAUUUCAUGCUCGACCACAGCAUUUGAUAAAACCCACUACAACUUCACUACCAAAUCAUUAUCCUGUCGACCUACCAAAUGUUAAUACACCAUCGCUGGUCAACUCACAUCAGCAUGUAGAAAACACAGUUGAGGUAGCUUCCAUUUUAACUUCUUCAGAAGAAUCCACUCAGCCAAUCGAGCCAGUCACGAUGGGCCCUUCUCAGCUGGUCGAACCACAUAAACAACAACAAGCCUCAUCGAUGAUGAGUCCUCCCUCCGAUGUCAAUUCUGCGACAUCAAUAAAUCACGACAAUGGCUGUUAA
Messenger RNA from Helobdella robusta, 792 nucleotides. RefSeq lists its product as hypothetical. The record is from RefSeq and is a predicted model, not a curated record. NCBI's taxonomy places the organism in Eukaryota, Metazoa, Annelida, Clitellata, Rhynchobdellida, Glossiphoniidae. The coding region runs from base 1 to 792 and encodes 263 amino acids. The transcript is spliced from 2 exons.